AUGGUCUACUUCAUCUUUGCCACAGAUGCCACCGCAGCCACUGAGGCACGCGCCACUCAAAUCAAGCGCUCCUCCUUUGAGACGGUGAAGAUUAUUGGUCGUGGGGCCUUUGGUGAAGUGCAAGUGGUACGCUACAAGAAGACCGGAGAAAUCUACGCGCUUAAAAUUCUCAACAAAUGGCACCUACUCAAACGCAAGGAGGCUGCCUGCUUUUUGGAAGAACGUGACAUUUUGGUCAACGGAGAUUCACGCUGGAUCACAAAGUUGCACUAUGCUUUUCAGGACGAUGAAAACCUGUACCUGGUCAUGGAAUAUUAUGGAGGCGGCGACCUCUUGACCUUGCUGAGCAAGUUUGAUGACCGUCUGAACGAGGACAUGACUCGCUUCUACGCAGCCGAAAUGGUGCUGGCCAUCGAUUCACUGCACCGCAUGGGUUACGUGCAUCGGUAA
Messenger RNA from Monosiga brevicollis MX1, 450 nucleotides. RefSeq lists its product as uncharacterized. Gene Ontology annotation, biological process: actomyosin structure organization; peptidyl-threonine phosphorylation. The record is from RefSeq and is a predicted model, not a curated record. The transcript is spliced from 3 exons. NCBI's taxonomy places the organism in Eukaryota, Choanoflagellata, Craspedida, Salpingoecidae. The coding region runs from base 1 to 450 and encodes 149 amino acids. Gene Ontology annotation, molecular function: protein serine/threonine kinase activity; ATP binding. Gene Ontology annotation, cellular component: cytoplasm; cytoskeleton.